Planococcus citri (citrus mealybug) is the source of this 6688-nucleotide messenger RNA. RefSeq names its product Ankyrin repeat-rich membrane spanning (gene Arms). The record is from RefSeq and is a predicted model, not a curated record. Bases 371 to 5605 code for a protein of 1744 amino acids. NCBI's taxonomy places the organism in Eukaryota, Metazoa, Arthropoda, Insecta, Hemiptera, Pseudococcidae. Gene Ontology annotation, molecular function: PDZ domain binding; protein kinase regulator activity. The transcript has 29 exons.
AAAUUCGCGAUAAGGCCUGUUACACAAUAUAAUUUUUUUUGUUACUUAGUUGCAUGUGUGAUUACAUAGUUAGUGUACCUAUUAGAACGCAUUUUAAAAAUUUGAUCGUCCUAUAACAUUGUUUAAAAAGUAAUAUUUUUCGUUAGUGAUAAAGAUGGUUUAGUGGUGUAACAUGUUUAUGUUUGAACUGUCACGAAAAGAUAGAACUCGAAGAUUACCUACCAUUUUUACUUUCGAGAUAAUUCCAAGUUGAAUUCGUUUUUUUUUAUAGCUUUCGUGCAACAUGAAGUUUAUAUUUUUAUAUCAACACGUGACGAGCAUUUAGUUUUAAUAUUUUUUUCUUUGUUUGGUGAAAUUAAAAUUAAUUUCAAUGAAUCAAACCUCGUCAACUUCCACCGCGUCCACGUCUUACAGUUCGUCUCAAAACGAUGAAAUUCUACCCUUGAUUAUGUCUUUUAAGCCAGCAUACGGUAGCACAUUUCGUUAUUCUUCUUUGAAAUCUGUACUGAGUAAUCGUCAAAAGAAUUUAAUCCGGUCAGACUCAAUGGUAUCUGUAAGCUACAAGACCCUCGUCGAAUAUAUUCACGAAGACAAUUACGAUGAUUUCUGCACCUUCUUGAACAAUAAACGAGUCAUCGUCGACGACAGAGAUGAGAACGGAGCCACUGCGUUACAUUUCGCUUCAUCUUGCGGAAAAUUACGUUUUGUUCGUGAACUUUUGAAUCAUGGCGCAGAUCCUAAUAUUCCAGACUGUGAUAACUGGUGCCCAUUGGGUUUGGCAGCGAAGGAAGGUUUCACCGAUGUUUGUCUGGCGUUAAUCGACCAUAAUGCUGAAUUAGAACAUAAAGAUAUCGGUUCAUGGACGGCGCUCAUAUGGGCUUGUUAUAAAGGGAGGGAAGAUACCGUAACCGCAUUGGUGAAUAGAGGAGCCGAUGUGAAUGCCAGCGGAGUUCAUCAUGUAACCGCUUUAAUGUGGGCCACUGGACGAGGCCAUACAAAUAUCGCCAAAUUUUUAGUAUCAAAAGGCGCCAAAGUUACCAUGAGAGAUAAAUUCGGAACUACUGCGUUAAUAUGGGCUGCUAGAAAAGGAGAUUUAGAAGCUGCGAAAUGUUAUUUAGAACGUGGUGCUAAUAUCGAUGCUUCCGGAAUGUAUUGCUGGACACCUUUGAUUGUGGCUGCGAUGGGAAACCAUGUCGAAGUAGUGGAGUUUCUGAUCGAACGCAAAGCGAAUGUUAAUUGUACUGAUAAAGAUGGCUGUUCUGCGUUAACUAUCGCUUGUCGAGAAGGUUACUACGAUGUCGCGAUUGCAUUGUUGGAUGCAGGAGCUUAUAUUAAUAUUCAGGAUAAAACGAGAGAUUCAAAUCUCAUUUAUGCUGUCAAAAAUGGCCAUCGUUCGAUUACCGAAGCUCUCUUGAAGAGAUAUGCAGAUGUUAAUAUUGUGGGAAAAGACAACAAAACUGCAGUUUUUUAUGCCGUUGAGAAAGGAAAUCACGCUAUCUUGAAAUUAUUGUUGGAUGCGAAACCGGAUUUAGAAAUUCCUGCCAAAGAUGGCGACACACCAAUGUUACGUGCGGUUAGAUACCAUAAUUAUCAAGCAGUGAAAAUGUUACAAGAAGCGGGAGCCAAAGUUGAUGUUCGAGAUAAAAGAGGCGACAAUCCUUUACAUAUAGCGAUUAGAGCUAGAUCGAAAACAAUUACGGAAUUAUUAAUCAGCGAUGUAAGAAACGCUCAUCUGCUCAAUUGUCCUAAUAGCGUUGGAGAAACCCCUUAUCAAAUCGAUUACGAUGACGAGAAACCGGUGAUGCAUCAAAUAUACGGUGCUAGAGCGAUGAACUCGAAUGCCGAAAAUGAAAACAGUCUAGGGUACGAUUUAUAUAGCUGCGCUUUGGCUGCCAUUCUCAGCGAGCCGGAUAUAUCGAUGCCGAUUACAAUCGGUCUUUAUGCCAAAUGGGGUAGCGGAAAGUCUUUCUUAUUGAAUAAAGUAAAAGAGGAAUUGAAGAAUUUUAGUCGACAAUGGUUGUUUCCGAUGUUUGAAUUUCAAUGGCUUUUGUCUAUUAUCAUUAUGCAUCUAACUUUUUUUAUGGGAAUAGCAACAUUUUUAAUUACCAAAGAGUGGAUUUACGGAGUUUAUGCGUUUUCAUGCACCACAUUAUUUUUUUAUUGCUGGUUACUAUUGAUUUAUUAUUUUGGAACCAAGAUUAAUUUUUUAUACACGAUUAAUUUAAUGAUAACGCAAAAAAUGAACUGCAUUAGGUUAAUAUUGCAAAUAAUCUUCUGCCAUCCUCCAAAUCAAGCAUCCAGCCGGUCAUCGGCAGUUGUUCCUAUCAAGUAUUACUUCGCUAAUCAGUCCAAAGUUACUACUACAAGCGCAGGAGAGAAUACCGUAGUAAAUAUCAUAGGAUCGUUAUUCGAUGCCAUUGAAAACGACCAUGGGACUUUUCCUACCCGUCUUUAUCGAGCUUUCACUCCGAAACCAGCCAAAAGACAAGCAAGCUGGGCUUGGAGAAGAUUAUGUUGUAUUCCGAGCAUCGUAUUAUUCGAAUUGAAUUUAGUCAGUAUUAUUUUACUCGGUAUUACGUUGUUUUUGCAAAACGGCAUAGAAAUUUUUGGAGAAUUUUACACGGAAACAACAAGAAAUGCCGCAAUAGCAGCUUGUGCCGUAUUCAUAGCGUUUUGCGUUGUCUCAAAUAUGUACACCUUUGCUCACACUUUCAAAGCUCUGAUGUUCCCUCAACGAAAACAUUUACAAAAAGCUGUCGCCAAUUUACCAAAUAUAAAAUCAGCCGGUUUCAUGGAAGCUCUCAAAGCCGAAGUUCAAUUAAUGAUUAAUAUGAUACGUUGCUUAGACGGAUUUUCGAAGCAGCAGUCUCGUAUGGUUGUGAUAAUUGAUGGCUUGGAUAGCUGCGAACAAGAUAAAGUAUUGAUGGUAUUAGAUACUGUGAAUGUGUUGUUUUCAGAAGCUGAUACUCCUUUCAUUACUUUCCUGUCAAUCGAUCCUUUUAUCAUUUCUAAGAUGAUUGAAGUGAACAGUCGUAAAUUACUAAGCGAAACCAAUAUCGGAGGCCAUGACUAUUUACGAAACCUCGUCCAGUUACCAUUUUACUUGCAAAAUUCUAGCUUAAGGAAAGUUAAAAUUGCUCAAAAAUGUAGUCAUUAUCAAAGGAAAAGUUUUUCAAAUCAGAUGCUCGAACGAUCCGACGAUCAUGUAGUUAAUAGAAGAAUGUCCAACGAAUCUGGUGUCAGCAGUAAUGAAAAAUUGAAAGUACCUUCCAGCGGCGCUGGCUUAUCAGCGCUCUCUCGAAAUGCCAAAGGCGGUUCGAGAAAGUUGAAGCUUAGUGAUAGUGUGGCCAGUAGCAUCGCUAGUAAUUUGAAUAGAAUGGGAGGUGCUCAAGAUCUUACCCAUAUGCUCUGCUCUGAUGAUUACUUCAGUGAAAUUAAUCCAAGAAGUAUGAGAAGACUGAUGAACGUAGCCUGUGUGACAGGACGUUUGUUGAAAUCGUUUCAAAUUGAUUUCAACUGGUAUCAUCUAGCUUCUUGGGUCAAUAUCACCGAACAGUGGCCAUACAGAACAACUUGCAUUAUUUUAUAUCACGACGCCCACGAAGACAGUUUAGACGAUUCUGUACCUUUGAAAACUGUCUACGAUAAGAUUCGAAAUCAAUUGCCCAUCUCUAAAGAAGUGGAACCUUUAUUGGAAUUCGACAGAGAUGAGAAAAAAUUCAAUAUAUUUUUAAAAUAUCAUCGAUCCAGCUUACAAGUGGCCAAUCUGAGAAUAUUUUUACCAUUUACAAUAAAUCUCGACCCACAUAUCAAAAAAGUAAUCAAAGAGAAACAACAGAAAUUCGAAGAUACGACGAUGAUGGCGUACAAUGGCGGCGGUGAUUUUGGAUUACCGUGGUUGACCGAUAAUAAUACUCAAAGUCAACCGGUGCUAAACGAUAAUCCUUGGUGUAAUAUGAGAAAACCGCCUUUUAUGCGACGUGAACCACGUGUACCGUAUAAACCAACAAUAAAUUCUGUGCUACAUCAACCCUCCAUACCUCAACCUUUUAUGCCAACACCUUCUCCUUGGAGUGGUAUUAAUCCUGCGAUGCCUGCACCUUAUGUGAAUCCGAUUAACCCAACCGGUUGGAUGUUUGAUCCAGUGCCCAAGUCUUACUGUGCUCCUAUUGCUUCUUCGUUUAUAAUGGACAAGGAGGAUUUAUCGAAUGUGAAAUUAGUAACAUUGAGUGUCGACGGCGCAUGCGAUCUGUUGAAAAAUAUGAAAGAGUUGCAGAAUAGUCCGCACUUGGAAAAAUAUAUAGCAACUAUCAGAAAAAAUAAUAUUACCGGUUCCGUAUUAUUUUACUGCGAUUUAGAUGAUUUGAAAAAGACCAUGGAUAUGACGUUCGGAGAUUGGGAGUUAUUCAAAGUAUUAAUAUUAAGUUUAAGAGAACAACAAUUCUUGCAUCCUGAUCCCGAAGACACAAAAAAUGUAAAAUUUCAUCAAAACGUUCAGCACCAACCUCCGAGCAGUGCUCUCGAAAGAAAAGGUUCACAUUCGAAAAGUACCACCGUACUGAAUCAGGAUCAAACUGAUAACAAAUCAAGACAAAACUCAAAACAAUCGGAAACUGAGAAACAAGUCACCAUGGAAGAUCAACUGAUUUGCGGAGCUUUGCAAACGUUAAACGAAGAAGCCUGUGAAGACGUACUCGAAGAAACCGAAGACACCAAACCAAAAGCGCCUAUUUUAACGUUACCUGAAAGCGACGCAGACUGGAAUGAAGAAGAUGAAGAAGAAGAACUCAAAGCGAUCGAAAAUGAAAAGAAAAUGAAUUUGGAAACGGAUGCCAUUGUUUUACAAAGCUCACCUGUUGGUCCAAGUUGGUCACCAGUUUGCACUAUUCAAAAUUGGUUCACUAACGAUAUUAUUAUUUCUAAUACAACUGAUUCGGCAUGUAGUACGCCUACUCUGAUUAGAAGAAAAUCCAGUGAUCGGGAAUCAUCUUGUGCUAGUAAAUGCAGACCAUCAUCUUUGCUAAUAGCCAAACCCGAAGAUAUGGAAGAGAUAUUGACCCUCGAUGAGAGAAAAGCUGCUCAUGCUUCGGUUAUAAGAUCGUGCUCUGUGGACGAUACCAAUUUAAGGCGAGGAACGUACACCAAUUUACUCGUUGAUAACAACGAUAAACCGCAGAGUUCAUUAGCUGCGCCAUUAAAUGGUACUAUGCCAGUUUUAACCAUCACACCAGCUCUGAGUGGAUCUGUCGAUGACACCGAUGAUGAUGAGAACACUCCCUUAGUUUCUUAUACAUCUUCUCCUAACUGUGGUCCGUUUCGUAGCGAUAACAAAAGAGAAGUAAACACGAAGGCGUUAAGUUCUAUUGAUCUACAGUCUCCAUCAUCGGUUCCAAGUUCAGAAACCCAAGAAACUCAUUUUCAUUCUAGUACGGAUUCUUUGCAUAGGACAAAUCAGGAAACUUUUUGUUCAUUUUCAUACGUUAAUGAACGUAACUACAAAGGCAAUACGGUUGACAAUAAUGUGAAAAAAAUGUUCCGCACCAAUUCUUCCGGAAGUAUAAGUGAAGCUAAGUAUAAAUGGAGUGAUUCGGAAACUACGGUCUGAUAAAACUUACAUUUUAUUGAAAAAAAAACACGAUCGUGUUUCCGUUAUCACUUUUAAACAUAAAACGUACGUAUAAAAAAUAUAUUAUUAUUUAAAUUCGAAGAUGAUACGUAGGAUCGACGUUGAGUAGGUACUUAUUUGCAUUUUAAAAUUGAAUUUACUUUUAGCGUCCGUCGAAUUUGUGAUAAUGUGUACAGCUCUUCGCUGGAUAAAAUUUCAAAAAAAUCUCGUCUUCCUUUAUAAAUAAUUUAAUUCGAUUAUCCGCUUAUAAUGAAACAAUUUGCAGUACUCGCAGCUUAUUUUUCAUUUCACGCUCGAAUAAAUUUGAAAUAAAAACAUCACUUAACAGAGUAUACGAAAGCAUAUAAUUGGUGAGCAAUUUAUUUAUAUCCUUGGAUAAUUUUGUAAUCCGAUCAUACGUGUUAUAAAUAUUUUUAUUUGAAAAAAAAAAAAAAUUAUCACCGAAGUUUAUACUCAUCAUGUUUAACGGAUUAUCGCGUUUUAAUUUUUUAACCGUCGCCGAAAUCUGGACAAGAGAAUUUGUUAACUUAGUUUAAAUUUUAAUUUCAGGCUGUGUUAUAUUUUGUACCCUUGAAUUUUUUGACAAACGAGUAAUUUGCAUGUUUCGUGUGUGUAUUGUAUUGUAGUAAUGAAUUAAUUUUAUGUGUUUAUUGUUAUUUUCUAUUAUCGUAAAGUGCAGUAUUGUAAUUUUAGUAUUUUUAUUCGGUGUUUUAAACCGAUAGGUAUUUUAUUGUUAUCUAGUUUACCAUUUUAUUCAAUCACGUAUAAAUAAUUAUUCUUUUAUAGAGACUUGAUCAUAUCGGAAAUUAUUAUUGGUGAUUUUAUUCUUACGCAUAAUAUUGAUCUAUGUAGAUGGGUGACUUUUUUUUUGUGGAAAAUCUCGAUUUUUUGUGUGCAUCGAUCAUUGUGAUAUAGGUUAUUUUUUCAGUAUUGCGUUUGUAGAUUACGUUUGUGAAUUUACGUAUUUUCUUGUUCAACGACCAUUUAUAUAAUGUAUUGUGAAUUUUUUGCUGUCGAAAGAAUGUUUUUAUGAUUAAAAUGCGUAUAUUAUCUACUGGUGAA